CUUCCUCAUAGUGAUACAAACAUAUCUGCAAUUUUAAACAAUGAUGAUUAUAAAAAUGAUAUAGAAAAUAAUAAUUAUCAAGAUUCAUAUGAAGAAAAUAAUGAUCGUCAAAAUUUAUUUGAAGAAAAUGAUCAAAAUUUACUUGAAGAAAAUGAUGAUCAUCAAAAUUUAUUUGAAGAAAAUAAUCAAGAUUCACUUGAAGAAAAUGAUGAUCAUCAAAAUUCAUUUGAAGAAUCACUUGAAGAAAAUGAUAAUCAUUAA
This is a messenger RNA of Racocetra fulgida, 261 nucleotides long. Lineage: Eukaryota; Fungi; Glomeromycota; Glomeromycetes; Diversisporales; Gigasporaceae. The record is from the annotation of a GenBank genome assembly.